Molecule: messenger RNA, 1903 nt
Organism: Camelina sativa (false flax)
Lineage: Eukaryota; Viridiplantae; Streptophyta; Magnoliopsida; Brassicales; Brassicaceae
Source: RefSeq, a predicted model, not a curated record
UCAAUCAUUCGAAUACAAACACUGUUUAGCUAUGAGCAACUGUUACUUUAGGACUUGUUUUCUUCUCUCCCUCUUGGUGUCCCUCUCUUAUCAAAGCAAAAAAAGUCAAGGUAAGGAAGUCGAAGAAUGUAUUGGCAAAUGUUCUAGAUCUCCCACUCCUUCCCCUUCUCUGAGAUUUGGUGGCACAACUCCCAAUGCCUCCCCAUCGCUGAAACUAAGAGGCACAACUCCCAAUGCCUCCCCAUCGCUGAAACUAAGAGGCACAACUCCCAACGCCUCCCCUUCACUAAGACUUAGAGGAACAACUCCCAACGCCUCCCCAUUGAUGAGACGUGGAGGCACAACUCCCAACGUUUCUCCUUUGCUAAAAUUUGGUGGAACAACUCCCAAUGCUUCUCCUUCGCUAAGACUAGGAGCCACAACUCCCAACGCCUCCCCAUCGCUGAGACUAAGAGGCACAACUCCCUAUGCUUCCCCUUUGCUUAGACUUGGAGGCACAACUCCCAAUACAUCCCCUUUGAUUAGACUUGGAGGCAUAACUCCAAACACAUCUCCAUCGCUAAGACUUGGUGGAACAACUCCCAACGUCUCUCCUUCGUUGAGACUUACUGGAACAACUCCUAAUGCCUCCCCUACGUUGAGAUUAGGUGGAACAACUCCCAACCCGUCCCCUUCUUUGAGAAUAGUAGACAUAACUCCCAACGCUUCCCCUUCGCUGAGACUUGGAGGCACAACUCCCAACGUUUCCCCUUUGAUGAAACAUAGAGGCACACCUCCGAGUGUUUCCCCUUUGCGGAGAAUUGGUGGCAUAACUCCCGACGCUUCCCUUUUGUUGAGAAUUGGAGGCACAACUCCCAACACGUCUCCUUCACUGAGAUUGGGAGGCACCACUCCCAAUGCUUCGCCUUUGCUGAGACUUGGAGGCACAACUCCCAAUGCUUCCCCUUUGCUUAGACUUGGAGGCACAACUCCCAACAUAUCCCCUUCGCUGAGACUUGGAGGCAUAACUUCAAACACAUCUCCAUCGCUGAGACUUGGUGGAACAACUCCCAACGUCUCUCCUUUGUUGAGACUUAGUGGAACAACUCCUAAUGCCUCUCCUAUGUUGAGAUUAGGUGGCACAACUCCCAACGCGUCCCCUUCUUUAAGAAUAGCAGACAUAACUCCCAACACUUCCCCUUCGCUGAGAUUUGGAGGCACAACUCCAAAUGUUUCCCCUUUGAUGAGACUUGGAGGCAUAACUCCCAACGCAUCCCCUUCACUUCAACUUGGAGGCAAAACUCCCAAUGUUUCCCCUUCGCUAAGACUUAGAGGCACAACUCCAAACGCCUCUCCAUCGCUGAUACUUGGUGGCACAACUCCUAAUGCCUCUCCUUUGUUGAGAUUAGGUGGUACAACUCAGAAUGUUUUCCCCUUUUUGAGAAUAGCAGGCACAACUCCCAACACUUCCCCUUUGCUUCGACUUGUAGGCACAACUCCCAACCAUUCCCCUUCACUGAGACUUGAAGGUAUAACUCCCAACACUUCCCCUUCGCUAAGAUUAGGAGGCACAACUCCCAAUGUCUCCCCUGCUCUAAGAUUAAGAGGUACAACUCCUAACGUGUUCCCUUCGAUGAGAUUUGAAGGAACAACUCCCAAUGCCUCCCCUGCUCUAAGAUUAAGAGGCAUAACUCCCAGUGCAUCCCCUUCGAUGACACGAGGAGGGACAACUCCUAACGCUUCCCCGUCGCUAAGACUUGGAUGAACAACUCCUAAUGUUUCUUUGAGACUUAAAAUCAUAAUUCUCAAUGUUUCUCAUUCAUCAUAUAAUUAAUUAAUAUGAAUAAAACUGAUCAAUUUAUUUACCUUUGUUAAUAAUGUAAUCAGUUCCCAAAUGACAUUGCUUAAUCGUAUAAUUAUCAUA